UGCUUCUUGCACUCUGAAUCACAAAGCUGAAAGAGAGUGUUGGUGGCUCACUGGCACAGAGAGACAGAGAUUUGCACCGAAAAUCGUCACCUGAAGCACAGCAGCCACAGAGGGGCAUGGCAUUUGCAGGGAUGCUGAGUGAGGAGGACAUCAAGGCUGCGGUCCAGGCUUGUCAAGCUCCAGGCACAUUCAAAUUCAGGUCCUUCUUUGCACAAGUGGGACUCACCGGCUCAUCUGAGGCGGAUAGAAAGAAAGUCUUUAAAGUCCUGGACCAAGACAAGAGUGGAUACAUUGAGGAAGAGGAGCUAAAACUUUUCCUUCAGAAUUUCUCUCCAGGGACAAGGGAGCUGACUGUGGCUGAGACCAAGACUCUUUUGGCUGCAGGCGAUAAGGAUGGUGAUGGCAAGAUUGGGAUGGAAGAAUUCUGCGAUCUCCUGAAAUUCAGAGAAUGACCACAUGUGGCGACAGCUGGCUUUCCUUAUGUUGAAGAAUGACGUUUUUUAAUGGAAAUCCCGACAUUGCAGACGGUGUGAUGUAAAGAACCUCAGAUAUAAUGUAAUGUAAUGUCGGCUGUUUCCCUUGUUGAUGUGAUACAGUGAUGCACAAUAUGUUUGGCAGACAUAAAGAUGGACGUAAAAUGUGUUUGUAUUUCAAGUAUGUGGUAUGAAUUAUUAAUAAAUGUGUUUAUUACUGUCUGUUUACGUUGUCCCACUGUAAUGGAAAAUACAUAAUAAGAGUGCCCAUAGAUUGUCAAUGACAGUGUACCGUAGAUGUUCACAGUUUCAAUUUCAACUGAAAUCUGAUAAUUAUAACUGUUUAAUAGUAACUGUUUCUGCUGUUCGAGAUGACUCGCACCACAAGAAGGAAGCUUGCGCAUGACACUGUUCAAGUCAGCUGUUCACUAAUAUCCACAUGACACUCAUGGACAGAGCACAAUGGAGCUGAAGAAACAUCAUUUUGAGUCAGUGCUACAGAGCAGUUUAUGUAUUUAAAUCGCAGCAAUGGGAAAAUAAAAUUGACCAAUUUAA
Solea senegalensis (Senegalese sole) is the source of this 1028-nucleotide messenger RNA. RefSeq names its product parvalbumin 5 (gene pvalb5). Lineage: Eukaryota; Metazoa; Chordata; Actinopteri; Pleuronectiformes; Soleidae. Gene Ontology annotation, cellular component: cytoplasm; nucleus. Bases 117 to 452 code for a protein of 111 amino acids. The transcript is spliced from 5 exons. Gene Ontology annotation, molecular function: calcium ion binding. The record is from RefSeq and is a predicted model, not a curated record.